UAGGACUGUGGUGUUUUACAUUAAUAUCAUCUUUCUUUUCCAUAUUCAAUUCUCGAAUCUCAACCCCAUAAUAUGACAACUUACUCACAUAUCUUCAAGAUUUUUCUCGAUCUGUGCGAAGAAAAGGAUGAUAUACCAUUACUCGCUGAUUUUAUUGAAAGGCACAGUCAGCACAUAAAAGCUAACAUUGGCAAAGAUCAAGAUGAAGAAUAUAGCAAGCUUGCAAGUGCCUUUUUCAAGUACGCCAAUUCAAGAGGCAUAGAAGCUAAGAAGGGUAAUGCUAAGGCAGCCUGGAAAAAGCAUAUCAAGCAGCAAGCAAGCAUUGCUAUGACAGCAACAACAACCAACACAGAAAAAACAUGGUCUUAUGCCAAGAUCAUGGUGAAGAAGAAGGUGUCUUUGGUCGCUGGUCUGUUGAAGAAGCAAUUCGAGCAUGAAAUUCUAGUCAUGUUCAUUGACUUGAAGACACAGUGGGAGCUGGAGCAAGAAGAAAAAGAAGGAAGAAGCAAUGAUGGCAAUGAUGACGAUGAUAUAAUGAUGAGAGAAGAAAAAGAUGUGCAGUACUUGCAGUACCAGAUGUCGCGGUAUGCAAAGAAAUCGAAGAAGGAAGAAGAAGAUGCCUUGAAGCCUGGCACCAAGUCAAGUCAAAUUUUGAGUGAUCGCUCUAAGCUGGCUCUAGAGUGCAAACGAUCUAUUGAUCAUCAGGUGUCUCUUGGUGUCCGUACACCUAAGUGCUUUGCGUUGUUUGUUGAUGAUAGACUUUCUAAAAACUUUGAUACUAUGGAGUUCAAUCCAACAGUUUGUAUGUUACUACCAAUCUCUGUGGUUAUGCAUUAUAGGCAUGCUCAGCGACCUUUUCUGCCUCCUGAUAUGCGUCAAAUCCAAGUUAAUGGCCUCAUGGUGUGCGAUCAUUUUGCCAAGAGGUUAGUUCGUGGUUUAGCAGGAACUAUAUGUGUUGCUCCCUUUUUUCAACGCCAUUUAGCGAUAUCUUCUCCCACCAAUGCCAUCUCUUCAGACAUAAAUGCAGGAUUCAGCUUUGCCUCUUUUCUAAACUGCUUUUCUGUUCUAUCUAUCAAGAGACCGAGCGAUGGGAUCAGCUCUAAGGUAUAUCAAAUGACUUGCUUGGAGUCUUAUCCUGCUCCUUCCACCCUGUUAGCCAUUUUCCCUACUUUUUGGGACUCAUUUUGGACAUUGUCCCUUACCGCCGCUGUGAGAAAUGUGGUGGAUCGAUACAUAAACUAUAAGCUGCCUACAAAGAUACGUAUGAAUCGCUUCUUGCCUGAACGAUUUCCAACUCUUUUAUGCCAAAUUUGUGGUCUUUAUACUGAAAACGACAACCAUAUGCUCUUUUCAUUCCCUCCAAAAACACAUUUUUGA
Molecule: messenger RNA, 1377 nt
Organism: Gilbertella persicaria
Lineage: Eukaryota; Fungi; Mucoromycota; Mucoromycetes; Mucorales; Choanephoraceae
Exons: 5
Coding region: 73-1377 (434 amino acids)
Source: RefSeq, a predicted model, not a curated record